This is a messenger RNA of Komagataella phaffii GS115, 648 nucleotides long. RefSeq names its product Component of UDP-GlcNAc transferase. The transcript has a single exon. Gene Ontology annotation, cellular component: UDP-N-acetylglucosamine transferase complex. Gene Ontology annotation, biological process: dolichol-linked oligosaccharide biosynthetic process. Bases 1 to 648 code for a protein of 215 amino acids. The record is from RefSeq and is a predicted model, not a curated record. NCBI's taxonomy places the organism in Eukaryota, Fungi, Ascomycota, Pichiomycetes, Pichiales, Pichiaceae.
AUGACCACUUCAAUUUACUGUCUUUUGGCUUUAUUGAUAUCAUUGACUCUUGUUGUCAUACGUGUAAUUUUCUGUGUCCCAUUUUGUCGUCUUCAGGAUGUCAGUCCAGUAUUAGACAAACCGUUAAGUGUUUUGAUCCUUUUGGGAUCUGGGGGUCAUACCGGGGAAAUGUUGAACAUCCUUUCUCAAUUAGACCACAAGUUCAAAUAUUCAUUCAUUGUUCAAAGCAAUGACGAGUCUUCGGUUCUUAGGUUGGAAAAGAGUCAGGUUAAAGGAACUGUGUAUACCGUCCCGAGGGCCAGAAACGUAGGUGAUGGCCUACUCAGAAGCAUUCAAGGAACGCUAAAGUGUUGGCUGGGAACCAUGAAGGUGCUUGUUUUCGAUAAGAAGUGGAAAGAAGGAAACAUACCGUCCGUCCUUCUGGUGAAUGGACCUGGGUCCUGUGUGCCCUUAGCGUACAGUAUAGUGGUUCUGAACAUUCUGGGACUAGCAAGCGCACGUAUCAUUUAUAUGGAAUCACUAACCAGGGUCAAUGAAUUGAGCUUGUCAGGAAAGUUGCUGUAUUUGGUUGCCGACAGAUUUGUUGUUCAAUGGCCAGAAUUGGCCCAAAAGUAUAGACGUACCGAGUACCAUGGAAUCCUUGUCUAA